This is a messenger RNA of Boleophthalmus pectinirostris (great blue-spotted mudskipper), 2334 nucleotides long. RefSeq names its product denticleless E3 ubiquitin protein ligase homolog (Drosophila) (gene dtl). Lineage: Eukaryota; Metazoa; Chordata; Actinopteri; Gobiiformes; Gobiidae. The record is from RefSeq and is a predicted model, not a curated record. The transcript is spliced from 15 exons. Gene Ontology annotation, cellular component: nucleus. The coding region runs from base 149 to 2032 and encodes 627 amino acids. Gene Ontology annotation, biological process: proteasome-mediated ubiquitin-dependent protein catabolic process; mitotic G2 DNA damage checkpoint signaling. Gene Ontology annotation, molecular function: protein-macromolecule adaptor activity; protein binding.
CGGGCUGAGCGGGGCUUUCGGUCUGGUGCACGGCUCAUCUGUUCGCGGGAAAUACACACGAUCUGCCCCAAGAACUGGGCUCAAUCUGCCGCUUUCUACAGCAUUUACGGACCAAAAGACCACAAUAACCCGACUCUGAGGCGAAGACAUGAUUUUUCGUUCCACGGUCGACGCGCAGUUGGGCAGACGGAGACAGAACGCUCUGCCUGCUCAGCCCUCUCCCCCUCUGGGCUUCCUGCUGUCGGGGUACAGCUGUGUGCGACACGAUGAGCACGUCUCCUACGGUAACCUGGGUGACACUGUACCUCCGUUUGGACUAGCCUUCUCCUCUGCGGCUAACCUACAGAAUGUGCUGGCUGUGGCCAAUGAAGAGGGCAUUGUCCGAGUUUACAACACAGAGAACAGGGACAACGUGCUGCUCAAAGAGUGGUUAGCACAUGAGAAUGCCGUCUUUGACAUUGCCUGGGUCCCAGGAGAGCCUCAGCUGGUUACCGCUGCAGGGGACCAGAUGGCCCGGCUGUGGGACGUCCGUUCGGGGGAGUUACUGGGCAGCUUCAGGGGUCACCUCUGCAGCCUUAAGUCUGUGGGCUUUACCCCUCACGACAAAGCUGUUUUCUGCACCGGAGCCAGAGACGGAAACAUAAUGGUGUGGGACACACGCUGCAGCAAGAAAGAUGGCUACUACAAACAGGUGAAGCAGAUCAGUGGUGCUCAUAACAAGGCCGAACCAAACUCUGUGCAGAAAACCAAGAAGAAGAGAGGCAGUGCUCGAGGCAUGGCUCCCAGUGUGGACAGCCAGCAGAGUGUGACUGUGGUGCUGUUUCAGGAUCAGCACACGCUCAUCUCCUCUGGUGCCGUGGACGGUGUCGUAAAGAUGUGGGACUUGAGGAAGAACUACUCUGCCCAUCGCCAAGACCCUGUGCCACUGCAGACCUUCCCCUACCCCGGGUCCAGCUUGCGCAUGAGACUAGGUUAUUCUGGGCUGGUGUUGGACUCCACCAGAUCCAGUGUGAUGUGUAACUGCACUGAUGACAAUAUUUACAUGUUUAAUGUCACCGGGGUCAAAACCUCUCCAGUGGCUGUAUUCAGUGGUCACCAGAACUCUUCCUUCUACAUCAAGUCCACAGUGAGCCCUGAUGACCAGUUCUUGGCUAGUGGCUCCAGUGACAACCAUGCCUACAUCUGGAAGAUAUCCUCUCCCUCCCAUCCUCCCAUGAUGCUCCAGGGCCACAGUGAGGAGGUCACGUCUGUGUCAUGGUGCCCUACAGACUUCACCAAGAUUGCAUCUUGCUCGGACGACCACACUGUGCGUAUCUGGCGUCUGCACAGACAAGGUGAAGAGGCGGAGUCACGUUUGGGAGAGACUAACCUCGUGGGCCGGGCUCACCCCAAAUCUCCAACAAAACAUUUAACCCGAGCUGAGACGACUCCGGCCAAAAUCCCACGCAUACACCGCCUGGUCGGCCUGUCUUCUCCCAGACAGGCCUCCUGUGCCUCCAACAGCGCUGCGCUCCCCUUCCCGUCUACCACCACCUCCCCCUUGCCCUCCCUCAAAACCUCCGCCCCCCACCCCAAAACGCCCACCUCCAUCAAGCAGUGGCUCUCUCCUGGUCACGGAUCUCCCAGUCUUUCAGCUUCUCAAGUCCUGAGUCAUCAAAACAAUGCCUCUACUCCCCCUACAGAGCAACGGGCAAAACGCAGGCUGGAGGCCAGUGGACCGUCUUGUUGUAGCGAUGCGGAACAGUGUGGAUGCAUAGCAGAGUUGAAUCCAGCUAAGAAAAGCCGAGUUGUAGCAGGGCUCUGCUGUGAAAAGAGCGCGACUGAGGGAGAGAACACGGGACCUUCUAAGGGUAAAGAGAACCUCAGGCCCAGUGCAGGGGGGAACUGGCUGUCUGCGAUGGGCCACAAGAUGAGGCAUAGUCAGAGCAGCCCGCGCACGGCAGACGGGAGGACGCCAGGCCCUUCGACCACUUGCUCACCACAAUCUAUGAAGAAAAUAUCCACAUAUUUCACCAAGCCGACAUCGGAGUGACCGCUUUCCCUGCCGUCAAAUAUGCAUAUUUUAGCGUUAUUUUAAAACAAUUUAAUGUCAUUUUUGGACACAUUAUUGACUGCACCAGUACAAGAUUGGCCAAUGUAAUUCCUGCUGUGAAAGUAUUUGAAUGGCUCAUCUUUUGCUGUCUGUUCAGUUUAGUUACAUACAUUUGACUGUACAUAACCUGUAUGUUUUUUUGUAUAUACUUUUUGUAUUUAGAGUUAUCAAUGAAGCUGUUUGUAUGGAAGAAUGUUAUUUUGGUUUAUUGCUAUGUGAUAAACUGUUGAAGACAGAUCUUA